This is a messenger RNA of Auxenochlorella protothecoides, 1269 nucleotides long. RefSeq names its product Hydroxymethylglutaryl-CoA synthase. Bases 1 to 1269 code for a protein of 422 amino acids. Lineage: Eukaryota; Viridiplantae; Chlorophyta; Trebouxiophyceae; Chlorellales; Chlorellaceae. Gene Ontology annotation, biological process: acetyl-CoA metabolic process. The record is from RefSeq and is a predicted model, not a curated record. The transcript is spliced from 5 exons. Gene Ontology annotation, molecular function: hydroxymethylglutaryl-CoA synthase activity.
AUGUCCAUAGACGAGUCUGGCCCCGCCCCGCCCCAAGCGGAGAAUGUGGGCAUUCUCGCGGCCGAGGUCUACUUUCCCACAACCUAUGUCCGGCAGGAGGACCUGGAGAAGCACGAUGGCGUGCCAUCCGGAAAGUACACCAUCGGCCUGGGCCAGCAAGGCCUGUCCUUCUGCGGCGACCGCGAGGACCCCGUGUCAAUGGGCCUGACGGUGUUCCACCAGCUGCUGCGCCGGCACGGCGUGUCGCCCUCCGAGGUGGGGCACCUGCAGGUGGGCACCGAGUCCGGCGUGGACGGCAGCAAGUCGCUGAAGACCUACCUGAUGCCCAUCCUGGAGGCGGCGGGGAACACGGACGUGGAGGGCGUGGACUGCGUGCAGGCCUGCUACGGCGGCACCGCGGCGCUGCUGGCCGCCGCGGCCUGGGUCGAGUCUCGCGCCUGGGACGGCCGCCUGGCGGUGGUGGCCAGCCACAUGGCGCACGCCUACGACUUCUACAAGCCCACGACGGGGUACCCUGCCGUGGACGGCCCGCUGUCCGUCUACUGCUACCUGCACACCCUGGACGUGUGCUGGGCGCGGUACGCGGAGCGCUUCGAGCGCGCGCUGCACGCGCCCUGCACGCUGGACGCGGUGGACCACGUGCUCUUCCACGCGCCCUACAACAAGCUGGUGCAGAAGGCGUAUGCGCGCCUGUGGUACCUGGACGGCUGCCGCAACGGCGGGGCCGACCCGUCCCCCGCCCACUCCCACACACCAAUCGCCCACCCCUACCCGCCCACCGCCAUGCCGCCGGGGCUGGAGAAGUAUCUGCUGGGCGCGACGCACGCCAGCUACGACGCCAAGGUGCGGCCGGGGACAUGCGUGCAGCGCCAGUGCGGCAACAUGUACACCGCCAGCGUCUGGUCCGGCGUGGCCCAGCUGCUGGAGACCACGGGCGCCGCGCUGGAGGGCCGGCGCGUCCUGCUCUACAGCUACGGCUCGGGCAUCUCGGCCACGCUCCUGUCGCUGCGCGGCCGCGCCGUGGCCCCAGGGUCGCGGUUCUCCCUGGCCCGCCUGCAGGCCGGGUCGGACCUGGCGGUGCGCCUGGCGCGCCGCCCCGCCGCGCCGCCCGCCGACUUCUUGGCCGCCGUGGCGCGGGCGGAGGCGCUGCGCGGGGCCAAGGCUUACGCCACGCUCUGGCCCCGUGUGGAGGACCUGGCGCCGGGCACCUACUACCUCAAGGAGGUGGACGAGCGCCACCGCCGCGUGUACGGGCGCCGCGACGAAUAG